Messenger RNA from Lactuca virosa, 297 nucleotides. NCBI's taxonomy places the organism in Eukaryota, Viridiplantae, Streptophyta, Magnoliopsida, Asterales, Asteraceae. The record is from the annotation of a GenBank genome assembly.
AUGGUUUUUGAUCCUUCUGACCCUGUUCUUGAUCCAAUGUGGAGACUGGGAAAACCUUCUUUGGAUUUGCCCAAGAUAUUUGGAAUACAUUUAUUUAUUGCAGGUGUGGCUUGCUUUGGUUUUAGUGCAUACGUAACAGGUUUGUAUGGUCCUGGCAUAUGGGUGUCCGAUCCUUAUGGACUAACAGGAAAAGUACAAGGUGUAAAUCCAUUGUGGGGCGUGGAGGGUUUUGAUCCUUUUGUUCCGGGAGGAAUAGUCUCUCUUCAUAUUGCGGCAACAUGUUGUCGUCAUAAUUGA